Molecule: messenger RNA, 947 nt
Organism: Symbiodinium pilosum
Lineage: Eukaryota; Dinophyceae; Suessiales; Symbiodiniaceae
Source: the annotation of a GenBank genome assembly
GGGUUGGGAUCGUGGCCGUGCCGCUGACAUUUGCCCUUGUGGCUACUGCUGCCUGGGCAUGGCGGCCGGCCAAGGAUCUGCUAGUCCCCGAGUUCAGCGAGCCGCUAGACGUGGGUGAGGCCGACGACUCCGAGUUCGUCGCCGAGUUCUCCGACCCUACCGGAUCCACACACUACUACUCCAACUCCAACAGCCACACCGCUCCCGUGGCAUAUGACUAUGGAGUCAACCCUGCAAAGGCGCAGAGUGCGCGCUGCAUCCUAUGUAGCCCGAACCAGUGCACUCUGGACUACUCCGGUAGAGGAGCUUGGACUAGCUGUCCAGUUCAUGCGCCUUACUUUUCUGAGGCUCACUGCAAAUGCGUGAGCUCCAGGACAUGCCAAGAUACCUCGCCAGUGUUGCCCACAUGCAGCUUGUGCCAAGAUUGCGUCAAGAAGCCAUGUGUCGUCCAAGGACGAUAUCUGCAGUGUCCGCCGCAGACCCCAUUCUACAUGCCCAACAAGAAGCUCUGCUCUAGCAGCUGCCAGCCUGCCCCUGGCCCUGCGCCCCCACCGUACAAGCCCCCGCCCACUCCAUGGAUGGCGAGCACUCCACAACCUGGGCGCAUCACACCCCUCCCAAUGCCUGCGCCUUUGCCUACACCUUCCAUUUCACCUCUGCCGAGCCCUUCGCCUAGCCCAACCACCUGCAAAGAGGACACCGGGGGCAGUUGCAGCCUCUUUGGCUGCAGUUCGAGCCGUGGGAAGACGAAGUGCAAGAGUGGAAAGUGCGUGUGUGACACCAAGAAAGGCUACUGCGCGAAGAGCGGAAAGUGUGUGAAGACGAGCCACACCCAGCCAUACAGCCCCAGCCCAGUACCAAGCUCGACAUCCACGUGCAGAUUAGCUGACACAGGCACAUCAUGCCGAUGGUCCAGCUGUGACCCCAAACUGGGCUACUCAGUGUGA